Colletotrichum acutatum is the source of this 2147-nucleotide messenger RNA. RefSeq lists its product as uncharacterized. Gene Ontology annotation, molecular function: mRNA binding. Gene Ontology annotation, cellular component: cytoplasm; nucleus. Lineage: Eukaryota; Fungi; Ascomycota; Sordariomycetes; Glomerellales; Glomerellaceae. The transcript is spliced from 4 exons. Gene Ontology annotation, biological process: regulation of gene expression. The record is from RefSeq and is a predicted model, not a curated record. Bases 269 to 2056 code for a protein of 595 amino acids.
UCGCGACAAAACCUAGUCAAGGCCGUGAUUGUCCAUAAACCGAUUUGCGACCUCAUUUUGUGAUUGCUGGCAUUGGCACACAUCCUUGUCACCUGAUCAAACCCACUCUCGGAAGCAAUCCGACUCAUUUCUGCGCCGCGCUGAAAAUUCCACUUGCGCGCAAAAAGUCUUCUGCCCUCCGACACGAUCAAUCACAUUUUCUCCUCCUUUGACAAGUCACAAUCUGACCUUUGAUCGCGCCCUGAACUCUUCAUACGCGACAGCCACAAUGGCCGAACCACCUCGCGACAUCUCCUCCAUCCUCGCUGCCCUAGGCGCAGCACAAAGAGGCACGUCUUCGACGCCGACUCAAGGACAGCCCGGCAUGCCGCCUAGCUAUCCUCCUCCUCCCGGCGGCCAGCCGCCUCCUUCCUACCCCCCGAUGCCCCAGCAGAACGCGCCUCCGUAUGGCGGCGGCGGUGGCUACCCGGGACUGCCCCAACCUUCAUCCAGCGGCAGUCUGGAUCUUAGCUCGAUCCGACCCGUCAACUCUGGCACAGUCAGCAUCGCCGAUGCCAUUGCGCAAGCCAAGGCCUUUGCUGCUGAGAAGGGCGUGACAUCUUACGACCGACCCCUCGUCUACUCCAACGAAGCUCCCCGCGGCCAGGAUCCUCGAGCCUACGGCCGAUCCUCGCGGUCACGCUCUCCUUCCAACCGUCGCGACCAGUUCCGCGAUAACUUUAACCCCUACAGAGACGAGCGCCGGGAUGACCGCCCUGCUCCACGAGACUAUGGUCACCGCGAGCGAUCUUACAGCCCCGGCCCGCGUGGUCGCACUUUCUCUCCUCGCAACUCCAACGGCAGAGAGCGAUCUCCACUAAGAGGAAGUGGCGGCGGUGACGACAACGCCGAGACAAUCCAGAUCGAGUCGAGCCUUGUUGGUCUCAUUAUCGGUAGACAAGGCGAGAACCUUCGUCGCAUCGAGUCAGAGUCCAACUGUCGGGUGCAGUUCCUUCCCUCCAGCGACAACGGCCCUUUCCGCCAGUGCAAGAUCAGUGGUCCCAGGGCACAACGCAGUGAAGUCAAGGAGGCCAUCAACCGCAUUAUCGACGAUAGCGGCAUGGGCGCCAUCAACCGCGGCGCUGCGAACCCCAAGGGGCCUCCACCCCGCGACCACCGCGGCGGACCACCUGGUGCAGGCGCCGCUGCCGCUGCCGGAGCUGGAGCUGCAGCUCUUCGCGAAGGCGAGGACUGCAUGCAGAUUAUGGUUCCCGAUAGAACCGUGGGCCUAAUCAUCGGUCGCGGUGGCGAGACCAUUCGCGAUUUGCAGGAGCGGUCCGGCUGCCACAUCAAUAUUGUUGGUGAAUCCAAGAGUGUCAAUGGACUUCGACCGGUCAACCUCAUCGGCUCUCGUGAAUCAGCUGCACAAGCUAAGGAUCUGAUCAUGGAGAUUGUGGAUAGCGACAGCAGAAACGAGGGUCAACCUGCAGCCCCCGCCAAGAAGCCGCAGAGACACGAUGGUGGUGGUCAUCAGAGAGACUCCGGGCCCAUGGGUGGAGCGGGCGGCGGCAGCGGUGACAAGAUCAACGACGCCAUCUACGUCCCAUCCGAGGCUGUGGGCAUGAUUAUUGGCAAGGGAGGCGAGACCAUCCGUGAUAUGCAGAACGGCACUGGUUGCAAGAUCAAUGUUGCCCAGUCCUCCGGUCCAGGCGAGGUUCAGCGAGAGAUUGCCCUCAUCGGCUCGCGCGAUAGUAUCGCCAGAGCCAAGCAAGCGAUUGAAGAGAAGGUCGACGCCGUGCGCCAGAAGAACUCUGGAGGCGGUGGCGGCGGUCGCGGUCGUCAAAAUCAAGACUAUGACAGAAGCUACUCUCAACAGGGAUCUAACCCAUCAGCAUCAGGAUCUGCUAACCCGCCAGCUGCUCAAGCUCCCGCUGGAGCCGACGGAGCCGACCCGUAUGCGCAAUAUGGUGGAUACCAGAACUACCUCGCGCUCUGGUACCAGUCCCUCGUUUAUCAGCAACAACAAGGUGGCGGUGCGGCCGGUCAGCCCGGUGCAGCGCCUCCUGGAGCCUCAUAGAGGUUUUUGCAUGCACCCUUUCCGGUAGGGGACAUGCUUGUGUGAUGUGAUUGAUCACUUGCCUUGGACCUCGACUUGAUGCCUCUUUUCG